This is a messenger RNA of Aureobasidium namibiae CBS 147.97, 801 nucleotides long. Its product is annotated as N-terminal nucleophile aminohydrolase. Lineage: Eukaryota; Fungi; Ascomycota; Dothideomycetes; Dothideales; Saccotheciaceae. Gene Ontology annotation, cellular component: proteasome core complex. The transcript is spliced from 2 exons. The record is from RefSeq and is a predicted model, not a curated record. Bases 1 to 801 code for a protein of 266 amino acids.
AUGGCAUCCUCAGUGACAGUCGCCAUUCCAAACGGCCAGCCUGGCUACUCCUUCUCGCAAGCUCCCCAAGUCACCGUCAACUCAGGGCCUCGUCAACAUGCUGGCUUCUACCCAUACACCGAUAACGGUGGUAGCACGCUCGGAAUCUCUGGCGCCGACUUCACCAUCAUGGCAGGCGACACCCGCCACACCUCGGGCUACAACAUCAACACCCGCUACGCCCCCAAGCUCUUCCGCAUCGGCGGCGAGGGUCCCGAAAAGACCGGCGCCCGCAUAGUUCUCUCCGUCGUUGGUUUCGCCGCCGACGGCAACGCCCUAGCCGAGCAACUCGAUACCAUCGUCAAGAUGUACCACUACCGCCACAACAAGCCCAUGACCGUUUCAGCUUGCGCCCAGCGUCUCUCCCACAUCCUCUACAACAAGCGUUUCUUCCCUUACUACGUCCACGCUAUUCUUGCUGGUCUCGAUGAGGAAGGCAAGGGUGCUCUGUACUCUUACGAUCCUGUGGGCAGUUACGAGAGAGAGCAGUGCCGUGCUGCUGGUGCUGCCUCGAGUUUGAUCAUGCCCUUCCUCGACAACCAGGUCAACUUCAGGAACCAGUACAUUCCCGGCUCAGGAGAGGGUCACGCCCUGCAAGCCCGUGUUCCCGAGCCUCUGCCUCAAAAGGAUGUCGAGGAGAUUGUCAUGGACGCCUUCACCAGUGCCGUUGAGAGACACAUCGAGGUCGGUGACGGUCUGCAGAUGAUGAUCAUCACAAAGACCGGCAUCGAAGAGAGAUAUGUGCCACUCAAGCAAGAUUAG